Molecule: messenger RNA, 2409 nt
Organism: Camponotus floridanus (Florida carpenter ant)
Lineage: Eukaryota; Metazoa; Arthropoda; Insecta; Hymenoptera; Formicidae
Product: proton-coupled amino acid transporter 1
Exons: 11
Coding region: 377-1840 (487 amino acids)
Biological process (GO): amino acid transmembrane transport
Cellular component (GO): vacuolar membrane
Molecular function (GO): amino acid transmembrane transporter activity
Source: RefSeq, a predicted model, not a curated record
CUGCAUAGCUAGUAGCUAGCUCGGGGUAUUCCUAUUAGGGGAGAGCUACUUGGACUAGUGGGAUUGAGGUCAAUUUUCGGUCCGUGACGAAACCGACACAGUCUCUGCUCUGGUGCCAAGAAUAAAGGGACAUACACGGAACGAGGCAUUUUAGCACCGGGCGGUGAGUGAAGGAAGCCAGAAGGAAGUAGACAGCCUUCGGAGAGUGUUGCGGCGCGAAUAGUACUACUUGAUUUCGCUGACACCGUUUCAGUCGUGUGUAAGCAGCCGACCGUUGCACGUAUCCGUAGGAAACGACGACGGACACCAUCCAUGGGUUAUCCGCGUCCCAUUCUCUGGUUACGACUAAUAAACUGACUAACGCGAUUCCGAAAAGAUGGAAUUGAACAGCAAUCCUGCGAUUUCUGCAAAGAACAACUCCAUUCAUGACGACGAGACAACAUUUAAGCAGUCACUUGGAAAUGGCGGAACCUAUGGAGCUUUUCAAUCGAAAGAUCCCAUCCUAGCGAUGGAAAAGGGUGGUGAUGCUAUCAAGGAUGGAAAUAACGAGCAUGGCAUCACUGUACAUCAUCCUACUUCGUACCUGGAAACCAUGAUGCAUCUGUUCAAGGGUAACGUCGGCUCGGGCAUCUUUGCGUUGGGAGACGCUUUUAAAAAUGCCGGACUGAUAUUGGCACCACCGUUAACGAUUUUUCUCGGCGUCAUCUGCGUACAUGCUCAACAUAUUCUUAUUAAAUGUAACGAAGAGGUGACACGCCGUGUUGGCAAUGACACAAACACAUGCGGAUUCGCCGGCACCGUGGAGAUGUGUUUUGCUACUGGACCCCUUGGACUCCGUAAAUAUUCGACUUUCAUGAGAAAAAUGGUUAAUAUAUUUUUGUGUAUCACGCAACUCGGAUUCUGCUGUGUGUAUUUCGUUUUUAUUUCCAAAAAUAUGAAGCAGGUGUUGGACGCGCACGGAAUCGAGAUGGACGUUCAUCAGCACAUGGUUGUAAUAUUGAUACCUAUAAUGCUUAGCACUUGGAUUAGAAAUCUCAAGUACCUAGUACCGGUAUCUUCGAUAGCGAAUUUUCUAGUGAUCUCGGGUUACAUCGCCACCAUGUAUAUCAUGAGCCAUGACGUACCAUCGAUAUACGAAAGGAGAUACGUUGCAGAUUGGAACAAUUUACCUCUGUUUUUCGGCACUGUGAUAUAUUCCUUUGAGGGUAUUACUCUAGUACUGCCAUUGAAGAAUGAAAUGAAGAAUCCUAAUAAUUUUAACAAACCGCUGGGUGUUCUCAACGUUGGUAUGGUGAUAGUCUGUUUUAUGUUCGUCGCAAUGGGUUUCCUGUCUUAUUUAAAGUAUGGUGAUACUGUUGCCGGUUCAGUCACGCUCAAUCUCACGCCAGGGGAGGUGAUGGACGGGGCAGCUAUCAGUCAAAUAAGCUUGCCGCAAUGCAUCAAGACUGCCAUUUCAUUAAGCAUAUUGUUUACGUAUGCCUUGCAAUUUUACGUCCCGAUCGCAAUAAUGUGGCCUAGCAUUGUUAAUCGAUACGGUCCCUUCAAAUGGCCGGUUCUUGCAGAGAUUAUCUUCCGUUCCGUCAUAUGUUUAAUCACAUUUAUCCUGGCAGAGGCGGUGCCGCAACUGGGUCUCUUCAUAUCCUUAGUUGGCGCAGUCAGUAGCACCGCGCUUGCUCUCAUCUUUCCUCCUAUUAUUGAGAUGAUCGUCCGCUGGCAUAACACUAAUCUCGGUUUCUUUACAAUCACGAAGGAUAUAACGAUAGUGCUGAUCGGUUUGUUGGGUUUCGCCACUGGAACAUAUGAGAGUCUGACAGCGAUCAUCAAGUCGUUCAGCAAAUGAACUCGAGCAGUCUACAAAUGCGCUUUGUAUAAAUUAUUCUUAAUUUCCUUCUCGUGAAACGCGGACCAUGACACCUACGAUAUUUCCGCGUGCGUAACUUGAUUUAAAUUUAUAUACAUAUACAUUUUUUCAAAUUUGACAUGUUUGUAGUCGGCUAUGUUUUAAAUACAGUUGAUAUUAGCCAUUUUAUAAUAACUCAUGUGUGAUAUUGAUAGAUGUAGUUGAUAAAAUAUAAUGAUUGUAUAUAAUGAUCGUUAUUAAUAAUAGUUAUUAUUAAUAAUAAUCACUCAGACAACACAAACUUUUCGAUUUUCAUAUUGCUUGGAUAUGGUACUUUACGUGUUCAAUGAACGUUUCCAUGUUUGGGCUUCCACUCGUAAUAAUGAAUUAAUACAAUAUGUAAUUUGCAUGACAUAAAAAAAUAGAUGAAUAAAAGUGCAUUGAUUUCUUUUCUCACGAUUAUAUACGCAAACUUUGCAGUAACUGGAAAAAUAAAAACAUAUUUUCUAGUGCUUGUUAUAUUACAUCGGAUUUUAGCAAAUUGUUCCUGUUUUAAUAAUAAAGGAAGA